Messenger RNA from Drosophila rhopaloa, 2414 nucleotides. RefSeq names its product nose resistant to fluoxetine protein 6. NCBI's taxonomy places the organism in Eukaryota, Metazoa, Arthropoda, Insecta, Diptera, Drosophilidae. Gene Ontology annotation, molecular function: acyltransferase activity, transferring groups other than amino-acyl groups. The coding region runs from base 334 to 2346 and encodes 670 amino acids. The transcript is spliced from 8 exons. The record is from RefSeq and is a predicted model, not a curated record.
UGGGACGCGUUUCAUUCUCGGCUCGCUCGUUGGCGCAAACGGUUCAUUAGCUGGCUGAUCGGUUCGGUUCGGUUCGGUUCAGUUUGGUUUAAGCCAAAAGUGCAUUUCCUAACAUUGGCAUUGGCCAGACAGCAGAAGCCCCUGGGUCUGGUCAUCUGCUUUGUUUUACUUCAUUUAUUUUGAGUCGCGUCCGUUGACGAAAUUCCGCUUCUUAUUGUUAUUGGUGCGCUGGCGUUGCAUUUGAUUGGUGUUCGAGUGACGAAAGUGCCAAGAGUCUUUCAAAGUCAAUCAAUUAGAGGGUGCAUUACGAUCGCCGAUUAGAUACAUCUCACGAUGAUGCUACACAUCGUGAUUUUAGCGGCGAUUUUAACGGGCGCCCAAUGCUUUCAAUUGAACAUGACGCAGUUCUAUGAGAUGCCGCCGCUGUACGACUUGGAUGACUACGAUCGCUGCCUCCAGGAGUUCGAGGGCCAGUCCUCCACAUACUGCUUUGUCCGGGCGGAAGUCCAGCCGGAUGUGUCGGUGGCCGCCUGGCGAGCCAUAGCUGAAAUUUCGCAGUACGAUCGCCACCAUUUUGAUCACAAGCAGCUCUACUUUGGCCUCUGCCUCCGCGAAUGUGAGGCUUCUCUGGCCGGAUUGGACAAUAGCGAACUGGAGGCCCUGCAGGCCGGCCUGCUCACGGAAAAUGCGAAGGUGAACGUGUAUCUGGACUUGUUCUCGAUGGAGACGACUAACCGGCAGCGUCACCAGCGACUGACGAAUGCCUGUCUGAAUUGGCGGCUGCAGCGUCGGGGAUUCGGGGUUCAGGCCAAGAGUGUAGUGGAGUACUGCGAUCAGGCGGGUCAUCAGUUGGAAGACGAUGCUUGGAACCUGAUCUUCUAUGGGAUUCUAGGCGUCCUAUUGGUCCUGGCUUGCCUGGGAAGCCUAGUGGAUCUUCACCUGAAGCGGGGGCGUCAUGACAAGAUGCUCAAAGAGCGAGAUCAUUAUAAGACGCCGCCCAAAAGCACAGCACAGCAGGUGCUGCUCACCUUUUCAGUAGCCCGCAAUUGGUAUCGCCUCAACCAGGAGCCAAGUGGCAAGAUCGGACGCGAGCUGCGCUUCCUCGACUGCUUCAAGUUCUUCGCCAUGUUUAUGGUGAUCUUUGCCCAUACCAACUGGGUGAUUUACGAGAGUGCCAUUAGUAAUCCACAGGAUCCGGAGCGGCUGCUUCACACUGCAGCGGGCACCUUGCUCGUUUCGGGAUCCUUGAUAACUGUCACGUUUUUUGUGAUCAGUGGUCUGCUGUUGACUAUCAAUUGGCUGGCUGUUUCUCGAACAAUACAAUCCAAGGAGGACACCUGGAGCUUUGGCCAGUAUGCUCAGCUUUUCGUUAAGUUCAAUAUCUUUCGGUACAUCCGGUUGACCAUUCCGUAUGCCUUUGUCCUGCUCAUGAGCGGCGUUUAUUUCGAGAACGCCGGGGGACCUCUGUGGCGGCACAUCUUCGAGCGCGAGCAGCUGGCUUGCCGGCGCAACUGGUGGACCAAUCUCUUGUACAUCAACAACUUCGUGCGCACGGAUGAGCGGUGCCUGCUCCAAGGUUGGUAUUUGGCAGCGGACACGCAUUCCUUUGUGCUUAGCUUGAUUCUGCUGAUGCUGGGCCACCGGUUCGCCAAGUGGAGCAAGCAGCUCUAUGCGGGCAUUCUAGCUCUUUUUGUGGCGGUGCCAGCGGUGCUUACAUAUGCCAUGGACUACUAUCCCAUUUUUAUACCCUCACCACAAACCCAAAAGGAUUCGUUCAUAGGAGACCGCCAGUUCACUGAGUUUUAUACUUCGUCCCUGAUGAACUUUGGUUGCUAUUUCUGUGGAGUCCUGGCCGCAUUGGUCUACGAUCAGUUGGCUCUGAAGCAAUAUAAGCUGCGAGAGCUGAAAAGCUUCCAGUUGCUCUGGUUCACCCUCAUCCCGGUGGGCAUCCUUUGGCUCUUCAGUGCUCAUCCCAUCUUCCAGCACUACUACGUGGCUCCAUCCGCUAUUUGGGGUGCCCUAUAUGCUGGUCUACAGCGAAACAUCUGGGGCUUUGGCCUGGGCAUCUUCAUCGUGGGCAUGGCCAGCAAAGUUGGCUGGAUCUUUCGUAAAUUUGCCUGUCUGCCUAUUUUCCGUAUUUUGGGACGGCUUACCUAUGGAGCGUUUAUUGUCCAUCUCCUCGUGGCUAGAAUCGUUCUGGCCACAGUGCGGGAGCCCAUUUACUUCGGCACGGGCAUGAUGUUUGCUUUCAUCUUCUUCACGAUGACCAUGUCCUAUCUGUGCUCCUUUCUCCUGGCCAUCUUUCUGGAGCUGCCUGUCUCCUCUUUCCUCAAGCUUAUGCGAUAGCCCAAUAUCUUAACUUAUAGCUUACUUAUAACUAGAAUAAGAAAUAUAACUUAAAUAAAUCCAUCACC